GGCGGGCGGCGGGCGGGAGGACGCAUGCGUGAGGCGGGCGGCGGGCGGCCAUGGCGGAGGGGGGCAGCGCUGAGGGGGAGCUGGAGCCGCUGCGCUUCCCGCGGCUGUGGGCGGACGGCUUCUUCGAGGUGCCGGCGGCAGAGAGGCUGGGGAGGUGCCGGAGCGUGAAGGAGUUCGAGAAGCUGAAUCGCAUCGGGGAAGGCACCUAUGGCAUAGUGUACCGUGCCCGGGACACCGUAACGGAUGAGACCGUGGCACUGAAGAAGGUGCGGAUGGACAAUGAGAAAGAAGGAAUGCCCGUCAGCAGCCUGCGGGAGAUCACCCUGCUUCUGGAGCUCCACCACCCCAACAUCGUGGAGCUGAAGGAGGUGGUCGUGGGGAACCACCUCGAGAGUAUUUUCCUGGUAAUGGGCUACUGUGAGCAGGACCUUGCCAGCCUUCUGGAGAACAUGCAGACACCUUUUUCCGAGGCUCAGGUGAAGUGCAUCAUCUUGCAAGUGCUCAGGGGCCUGCAGUACCUGCACGAGAAGUACAUCAUCCACAGGGAUCUGAAGGUGUCCAACCUGCUCAUGACUGACAAAGGCUGCGUGAAGAUAGCGGAUUUCGGUCUGGCGCGUACGUACGGGAUGCCGCCGAAGCCCAUGACCCCCAAAGUCGUCACGCUGUGGUACCGAGCGCCUGAGCUGCUGCUGGGGAUGACGACGCAGACCACCAGCAUUGACAUGUGGGCCGUGGGCUGCAUCCUCGCCGAGCUGCUGGCUCACAAGCCGCUGCUGCCGGGCACCUCCGAGAUCCACCAGAUCGACCUCAUCGUGCAGCUCCUGGGGACGCCCAGCGAAAACAUCUGGCCGGGUUUCUCCAAGCUGCCCCUGGUGAGUCAGUACACCCUGCGGAAGCAGCCUUACAACAACCUCAAGCACAAGUUCCCCUGGCUCUCGGAGGCUGGGCUGCGUCUGCUCAACUUCCUCUUCAUGUACGAUCCCAAGAAGCGGGCGACGGCGAAAGACUGCCUGGAGAGCUCCUACUUCAAGGAGAAGCCCCUCCCCUGCGAGCCAGAGCUCAUGCCCACCUUCCCGCACCACCGCAACAAGCGGGCAGCCUCCACCAGCACGGGGACUGAGACCCAGGCGAAGCGGGGCAAGCCCUGAGCCCCCGGCCCGCAGCGGGAGGUAACGGGAGCUCGCAGCGGGGGCGGCCGCUGCCCCGCGUGGGGCUGGACGCUGGCUCCCGCCCUGCUGCUGGCCGGGCACGCGGCCCCUCGGCGCCCUCCUGGGACGGCCCCGUCAGCCCUGAGGGGGUGUGGUGCCGGGGGGGGGCCGCCUGGAGGUCCUGCGCUCAGCCCCGCGGGGAGCUGCCCGCGCCAAGACAUCCACGGGCUGCCAGAGCCCGCGCUGUGACCCCAUCACAGCACCGGUCCCCUCCUGCGCUGGGGCUGGGGCUGGGAGCGCAGCCCCUGGGUGGGGUUCAGCCCUGUGCCGCCUCCUCCCUGGGGGUGGAGUGGGGGCACAGCCUGCAGGGGGGGAGGAUGGGGGGAACGGGGUUUGGUACAGAGACGCG
This is a messenger RNA of Cygnus atratus (black swan), 1557 nucleotides long. It is a transcript of the gene CDK10, whose product is annotated as cyclin dependent kinase 10. Gene Ontology annotation, molecular function: cyclin-dependent protein serine/threonine kinase activity; ATP binding. Bases 51 to 1148 code for a protein of 365 amino acids. Gene Ontology annotation, cellular component: nucleus. The record is from RefSeq and is a predicted model, not a curated record. Gene Ontology annotation, biological process: protein phosphorylation; regulation of mitotic cell cycle. The transcript is spliced from 13 exons. Lineage: Eukaryota; Metazoa; Chordata; Aves; Anseriformes; Anatidae.